This is a messenger RNA of Bolinopsis microptera, 1470 nucleotides long. Its product is annotated as growth hormone-inducible transmembrane protein-like. The transcript is spliced from 6 exons. The coding region runs from base 47 to 982 and encodes 311 amino acids. The record is from RefSeq and is a predicted model, not a curated record. NCBI's taxonomy places the organism in Eukaryota, Metazoa, Ctenophora, Tentaculata, Lobata, Bolinopsidae. Gene Ontology annotation, cellular component: mitochondrial inner membrane.
UAAUGAAUUAUAAUUCUUACAAUUCAAAAAACCCUUCUAGGUCAUCAUGUUAUCAAGACUUCAAGGCCUUGUUAGAGGUCCUGUUUUCAAGACAUGUUUUGCCACCCUGCGUACACAUGCUCGCACCACCAUCCAAACUCCAGUUGCCCGAAAGGGAGCUGUUGAGAAAGACUGGCACUUCUAUGGUAAAAUGUUUCUUGCUGGUUCAGCUGUUGUAGGGGGAGUUUCCGUUUGUGCCAUUGGCUUGAAGCAUGAUGCCCUUGAUGUAGAGGUCAGUGCCCUGGCGCGCUCCAUCAUAUGGCCAGAGUACAUCACCAGUAGGAUCAAGAGCACAUACUUUUACUUUGGACUGGGACUCGCUGCUACCGGAGGAACUAUGGCAUUGACAAAGAACUUUACCGGACUCCAAAACAUAUUAGCCAGACACCCCAUUAUGGCUAUGGUAGGCCUUAUUGGAGCUCAGAUAGCAAUCAAUGGAAUCCAGCAUAGCCUACCCUACACAAGUGAAAACAUGAUCCCUAAAUAUAUGCUGGCAGCAGGUUUAUACGGAAUGAUAGGCACAUUGCUAGGUCCCAUGAUGCACCUUGGAGGGCCGAUGGUGACGCGCGCUGCAAUGUACACAGGUGCACUUGUCUCAGGUCUGACGCUUGCCGCAAUGACUGCUCCUUCAGAAAAGUACCUCCAAAUGUCGGGGCCGCUAAUGAUGGGAUUCGCUGCUGUGUUUGCUGCCAGCGUUGCAACAGCUUUCCUUCCCCCAACUGGUACCCUUGGUGGAGGAGUUUACAUGAUAGCAGUCUACGGAGGAGUAGUCCUCUUCUCCGCUCUAAUGCUCUACCAGACACAGUCCAUCAUCCAACAAUGCGAACGAACACCCCACUACAUGAACUACGAUCCCAUAUCUGCUAGCAUUGGCAUCUACAUGAGCACUAUUAAUCUGUUUGUCAGAAUACUCAGUAUUUUGGCGAGUGGAAAGAAAAAGUGAAGUGUGAGAAUUGAGAAAAAGAACACUGUUCUGGAGAUUGUUUUUUUGAGUCAAGAUCAAUUAGAAGGCUUCUGGCAGUUGGGACCAAUCUUCCAUCAGUGAAGUCCACUCAAACCAUUUGCAUUCAUUUGCUUGAUUUUAUAGUCUAUGGAUUUUUGAUGAAUAUUUAAAUUCGAUGUGCAAAAAUAAAUGAUUUCACCACCUAGCAUUUCAGUUGUUUUAAACACUCCUCUUUAAAAUAUUCAUUUAUGAUUCAAAAUUAGAUAUUGUUGCGACAUUUUUGAAUUUUCGAGGCUAUCACCGCGACCGUGACCCUUUGAUUAGCGGGUCGGUCCUUGCCGUGACCUUCAGCUUCAGUCGACGCGACCUUAUUGCACUUCCAGAUUGUACUGUAAAUUAAUUAAUUAUUUCACUGUUUCCAUGUAAACUUAUGAACUUUCAUUAAGGUUUUCUUUAAUUGCUACUAAAAUGUUGAAAAAGUAUUUGAA